GUCCCGCAGCGCGCAGCGCGCAGGCCAAGUAUCCGAGGAAGGGGCGCCGGGACGCGGGACCACCGCCACUAAUCCCCGGAUGAUGGAUAAACUGGGGCCGAUCAUUGCCUUGGGCCAAGGGGUCUACAAACAGUGUGAAAAGAUGAAGUACUGCAAGAAACAGAGUGAGCGUCUAGGAGAGCGUGUGAAGGGCCUCAUACGGGCUUUGCAGAGUCUUCAGGACCAAGGAGAAAGGAACCUGUCUGAACACAUCAUCAAAGUCCUGGACGAUUUUAAACGGGCUCUGCUGGAAGCUAAGCAGCAGAUAGAACAUUUCAACAAGAAAACCAACUUCUACAGGUUUCUAAGUGCGGACAAAGAUAAGAUACUGUUCCAGGAAGUGAAUGAGAGGUUGAGAAAUGUCUGGGAGGUGUUCUCCAUGACACUUCAGAUUGAUCAGCAUUUUCUCUGCUCCUGGGAAAAGGAAGAUCAGAGUGAUGUACUGGAGGAUAAGCAAUCCCACCAAAGGCUCAGAGAAUUAGAAAAUAAAAAUCUAGAAGCUACCCUGAAAGAAAUUCAGAAUACCUUGAAACCGAGACAUUAUUUCAAUAAUGAGAUCAGAGCCAUGAAGAAAUUUGAUUCUCCCAACAUCCUUCGUAUAUUUGGUAUUUGCAUUGAUAAAUCAGACAAUCUGCCUCGAUUUUCCAUCGUCAUGGAGUACUGUGAGCUCGGUACCCUACGGGAACUGUUGGAGGACAAAAAGGAUCUUUCAUUGGGUAUGCGAAUUCACCUAAUCCUGGAGGCAGCCAGAGGUUUAUACAGGUUGCACCAUUCAGAAACACUUCAACUCCAUAGAAACAUCAACAGUUCCAAUUUCCUGGUAACUGGAAACUACCAAGUGAAGCUUGCAGGGUUUGAGUUAAGUGAAACUCAGACUUUCAUCAGUCAGAAAAGGAAGACGAAAACAGAUAAAGUCAAUUCUACAGCAUACGUCUCACCCCAAGGACUGAAAAAUGGGUUUUACAGAUAUGAUGUACAAGCUGAAAUAUACAGCUUUGGCAUCGUCCUCUGGGAAAUUGUCACUGGGAAGAUUCCUUUUGAUGGCAAGGACAAUAAGGAGAUCUACCAGCUGGCAGCUAUGGAAGGGUACCAGGAGCCAGUGAACGAAGACUGCCCUCCAGAGCUACAGGAAGUCAUUGAAAUGUGCCUGGCCUAUGAGCCCUCCCAGAGACCCUCUGUUAAAGACCAACUAACCAAUGAGAACCCCAUUUUAUCCAGCGAUGGCCAGUAG
Messenger RNA from Dipodomys ordii (Ord's kangaroo rat), 1270 nucleotides. It is a transcript of the gene Mlkl, whose product is annotated as mixed lineage kinase domain-like. The record is from RefSeq and is a predicted model, not a curated record. Gene Ontology annotation, biological process: cell surface receptor signaling pathway; protein phosphorylation. Bases 80 to 1270 code for a protein of 396 amino acids. NCBI's taxonomy places the organism in Eukaryota, Metazoa, Chordata, Mammalia, Rodentia, Heteromyidae. The transcript has 10 exons. Gene Ontology annotation, molecular function: ATP binding; protein kinase activity.